AUGGGUUGGGAUAUUUUUAGAUAUUACGGACAGUGCAAAGAUGAAAACGCCAUUACGGAAGAGCGUAGAUCAUAUGUGCUUAAGAUCGGUCGAUGGGUAACAAGAAAGAGUCUUGUGCGUGCUGAAAGCAAGAAUGUAGCAUGGGACCAUUAUAAUGGACCAAAAAUCCCGGAGCGAUGUCUGUGUACUGGUGUCCCUUAA
Plasmopara halstedii is the source of this 201-nucleotide messenger RNA. RefSeq lists its product as uncharacterized. The record is from RefSeq and is a predicted model, not a curated record. Lineage: Eukaryota; Oomycota; Peronosporomycetes; Peronosporales; Peronosporaceae. The transcript has 2 exons. Bases 1 to 201 code for a protein of 66 amino acids.